Messenger RNA from Frankliniella occidentalis (western flower thrips), 1904 nucleotides. RefSeq names its product zinc transporter ZIP1-like. The transcript has 5 exons. Lineage: Eukaryota; Metazoa; Arthropoda; Insecta; Thysanoptera; Thripidae. Gene Ontology annotation, biological process: zinc ion transmembrane transport. Bases 743 to 1774 code for a protein of 343 amino acids. The record is from RefSeq and is a predicted model, not a curated record. Gene Ontology annotation, molecular function: zinc ion transmembrane transporter activity. Gene Ontology annotation, cellular component: plasma membrane.
AGUAUCAGUGACGGGCUCGGGCCCGGGGGUCAGUCAGUCAUCAGCCAGAGCCGCUCCAGCACACUCAGUCCGUGGCCCGUCGUCGUCGUCGUGUCGUUUUGUUCUUACCGCGACGGCGUCUUCGCCGUCAUACUGACCAUCCUCGGCCCCUUGCGCCGCCCCCCUCCCUCCCGCGCAUCGUGAGGGUGGAGGUCGUUGGCGGUUAAACUCAUCGCGCGGCGUCGUGUGCGGCGAGCAGCGUCGUGCAGCGCCGUGGUGUGGUGGUCGUCACCGAGGUCGUCACGUCGCUAUCAUCUCUACUUGCUCCGGUUUUGUUCGCGGUCGCCCAUAUUUGUGGAGGUGCGACUGGUGUGCCAGCGCGGGGUCGACCGGCGCCCACGCUUAACGACGUCGUCGUCGACGACGUGCCCGGAUCGCCGAGGCCCGCGCCACCGCUUCCCGCCAUUGUGCGUAACGUUUGGCUGCUGCUGCUGCCGGCCGGCCGGCACAAACAUCCUCGACGUCGCCGCUGUCUUGGCUGAGGAGCGAUUUUGGAUUCGGCGCGCUACUGCUGGCCGUGGUUGGUGGUGGUGGUGGUGGUGGUGGUGCUUUGGUGGAGGGUGCUGGACAGUACAUACGGCGGAUGGGGGUUCAAUAACCACGUCACACCAUAUCGUCACAAAUCCAUCGGCACAAAACACUCAAAUGGCGCUGUUGAACAACUGACUGGCUGUGACGCGUGUGUCGGGUAAUCACCAUCGCCAUGGCAUCGAACGGGACCGAGCUGUCCCAGCAGGGCGUCCUGGAGGUGCCCGCCGACGUCCUGGGCGGCUCCGGCACGCCGCUGCUCAUCGCCAAGGUGACGGCCAUGGUGGUGCUGGGCGUCGCGUCCAUGCUGGUCGGGCUGCUGCCCAUCAAGCUGGCCCGCUGGCUGCGCUGGUCGACGGAGAGCGGCGAGCAGGCCGUCAAGAGCACCGAGGACGAGCCGACGUCCGCGCCGCCCACCGACAGCGCCACGCUGUCGCUGCUGCUGUGCGGCGGCGGCGGCGUGCUGCUGUGCACGACGCUGGUGCAGCUGCUGCCCGAGGUGCGGCUGCAGCUGCACGUGCUGCAGCGGGCCGGCGUGCUGCCCGAGACGCGCGUGCCCGCCGCCGAGCUGCUGCUCGUGGCCGGCUUCCUCGCCCUGUACCUCGUCGAGGAGCUGGUGCACCGGCACCUGCACAACCAGGCGCACGAUAGCGAGGAGCCGGAGGCGGGUCACCAUCACGGCGGGCACGGCCACAGCCACGUCCCCGUCGGCGCGGUGGACAGCAACGGCAAGGCGCAGCUGGGCACGGCGGCGCGCGGGCUGCUGGUCGUGCUGGGCCUCUCGGUGCACGAGCUGCUCGAGGGGCUGGCCGUCGGGCUGGAGCGCUCCCCGGCCCGCGUCUGGGCGCUGUUCGUCGCCGUCGCCUCGCACAAGUUCGUCAUCUCGUUCUGCGUCGGCGUGCAGCUCGUCGGCAUGGGCAGCAGGGCGGCCUUCGUCUGCGCCUACGUCGGCGCCUUCUCCUUCAUGAGCGCCCUGGGGAUCGCGCUCGGCAUGGCGGCCACGGCCAGCGAGGGCGCGGCGGCCGGAGCGACGGCCACCCUGAUGCAGGGUGUGGCCGCGGGGACGCUGCUGUACGUCGUGUUCUUCGAGGUGCUGGAGCCGCAGCGCGCCUCUCGGCACGCCGGCAUCCGGCAGCUGAUGGCGGUCACCGCGGGCUUCGCGGCCAUGUUUGCCAUCCAGCUCGCAGUGGAGUCGGUGUCGGAGUGACGUCGGCCCGACGUCCGACUGAAGCCGUGCGGGGGAGGCAUUUGUACAUAUUCAUAUUCCAAAAAAUCAACAAAAAAACUCAUCAACCUGGGUCCUCCCGGAGCAGAGACACAGAGACGUGCUAGUGAAC